GGAGCUUCGAGUGAAGGACAGGGAAGGAAUUUGCUUGUUCUUCUCAUAAUGCUCCAAACAUGUAUUUGCUUUGUUGCUAUGGAGAUGGUUGACCAAUUUACUUCUACCAUGGUGGUCAUUUUUCAGCAACGGGCUUAAAUAUUUUAUUAUUCUAUAAAAUUAGGAUCAAAUCAUGAAAAAAAUGGCAACUGCAGGGCUUUCCACCGUUUGCAUGACCACAAUCCCUCCACAAAGAAAGAUGGCAACCUCGUUCGUCAAAACCCAACAACCCUCAUUGGGCUCUCCAAAGAGCACCACACGAACCAUUGGGCUGAAAGUAAGGCCCAACUUCCGGAUUUGCGCCAUGGCCACUUUCAAGGUGAAGCUGGUGGGGCCCAAUGGGGAUGAGGACGAAUUUGAUGCCCCAGAUGAUGCGUACAUUCUCGACUCAGCCGAGAAUGCGGGAAUUGAAUUGCCUUACUCGUGCAGGGCAGGUGCAUGCUCUACGUGUGCUGGGAAAUUGGCUUCAGGCUCGGUUGACCAAUCAGAUGGCUCGUUUCUCGAUGAUGGGCAGAUGAACGAUGGAUAUGUGCUGACGUGUGUUUCGUACCCGACUUCGGAUUGUGUGAUCCACACGCAUAAGGAGACUGAUCUGUACUAGAGUGUUCUGGAUUUGGUUGUAAACAAUUUGGUUUGUGUUUGUUUGGAAUGUGAACACUUUAUAGAGUGGCUUAUUCUUGUGCUUUAGUUGUUAGAAAAGCUCUCUGGGCAACUCUGAACUCUUGUGCUCUUAUUGCAGCAGUUGGAAAUUUAGUGGUUUGAUUUUGAGUAUUCAAAAUUUCCUUUUAUUUUUUAAUUGUUGUCUGAGGGGUUUGAUGAUGCCUUCCUUUUAUUAUUUUCUAAACUAAGGGUGUGUUUG
Molecule: messenger RNA, 898 nt
Organism: Striga asiatica
Lineage: Eukaryota; Viridiplantae; Streptophyta; Magnoliopsida; Lamiales; Orobanchaceae
Source: the annotation of a GenBank genome assembly